AUGGAGUACUGUACUAGGCUGUUAUGUCAAGCUUCUUUGGAUAAGAGGUUCAGAUUCCACCCGAAAUGCAAACCUCUUAAGCUAGUCAAUCUUUGUUUUGCUGAUGAUUUGGUUAUUUUUUGUAAGGGCAUCUCUAAUUCAGUUCAGAUAAUGAGGGAUAGCUUUACUGAAUUUUGCAAGGCUUCGGGUUUGUCUGCUAACUUGCAAAAGUCGCAGGUCUAUUUUGGGGGAUUGGAUGAUAGAGAGACUCAUCAAUUGCUUGAGAGGCUUCGGUUCACUGAAGGGAAUUUUCCUCUCAAAUAUUUAGGUGUUCCACUUCGAACAACUAAGUGGAAGGCUGGAGAUUGUGCUAUCAUCAUUACUAAGAUUCAGCAGAAACUUCAUACUUGGGCUAGCCGUCAUCUCUCGUUUGCAGGGAGGGCUCAACUGGUUAAUACAGUGCUUUUGAGUUUGAGGUCUUUUUGGAUGAGCAUUUUUAUGCUCCCUAAGAGUGUCACUAAGGAGAUAGAUCAUUUGUGUAGAAAUUUUCUUUGGGGAGUUAAAGAUGGCAAUGCUAAUCGCAGUAAAUUACACUUCACUGCUUGGAGCCAAGUUUGUCUUCCGAAGUGUAUGGGUGGUCUUGGCUUUAAGGAGGGUUGCUCUUGGAACACAGUUCUCCUUGCUAAGUUCGUGUGGGCUGUUUCUAGUAAGCAAGACAUCCUAUGGGUGAAAUGGGUGGACUCAAUCUAUCUGAAGGGUCAGGAUUUCUGGUCCUAUUCUAUUCCUCAGGAUGUUAGUUGGUAUUGGAGGAGAUUAGUGAAAUUGAGAUCUAUUUUCUCUACUAACAGUUUAGCUGCGGCUGUUAAGAAGGAUAAACUCUGUUUGAAAUUGUUGUAUUACAGAUUACUCAACAGGGAAAGAGUUGAGUUUGCAAAUGUGGUUUGGUGCUCUUUGGCUGUCCCUAAGCAUAGGUUCAUCCUUUGGCAAGCUUGUCUUGGUCAUCUCCUUACUCGGGACAAGCUGCAUUACUGUAACUUGGAGAUGCCUUCUUUGCUGUGUCCUGUUUGUGAAAUGGAGCAGGAAUCUCAUGCUCAUUUGUUUUUUGUUUGUCCCUUUUCUCAACAGCUCAGGGCUUAA
This is a messenger RNA of Humulus lupulus (European hop), 1116 nucleotides long. RefSeq lists its product as uncharacterized. The transcript has a single exon. Lineage: Eukaryota; Viridiplantae; Streptophyta; Magnoliopsida; Rosales; Cannabaceae. The coding region runs from base 1 to 1116 and encodes 371 amino acids. The record is from RefSeq and is a predicted model, not a curated record.